UCGGGCCAAUAGGGUCCUCUUAUGUCUGAAAUUGCCUUGACCACCCUGUCGGCAUGAUGAGCAUCAAGGCCUUCACGUUGGUCUCUGCUGUGGAGCAGGAGCUGCUGGCAGGCGACAAGGAACGCAUCCACAUCGAGUGCGUGGAGUGCUGCGGCAGGAACCUCUACAUCGGCACGGCUGACGGCUUCAUUUACCACUUCCUGCUGGAGGAGAAGACACUGCCCACCGGCACAUCCUCAUUCACUGCCACCAAACAGUUGCACAGGCACCUGGGCUUCAAGAAGCCCGUGAAUGAGCUGCGAGCAGCCUCAGCCCUUAACAGGCUGCUGGUGCUGUGUGACAACUCCAUAACCCUGGUCAACAUGCUAAACCUGGAGCCUGUCCCCUCUGGGGCUCGCAUCAAAGGAGCGGUGACAUUUGCUCUGAAUGAGAACCCUGUGAGUGGGGACCCAUUCUGUGUGGAAGUGUGCAUCAUCUCAGUGAAACGUAGGACCAUCCAGAUGUUUCUGGUGUACGAGGACCGCGUUCAGAUCGUCAAGGAAGUGUCCACCCCAGAGCAGCCCCUGGCUGUGGCUGUAGAUGGCUACUUUCUGUGCCUGGCCCUGACCACACAGUACAUCAUCCUGAACUAUAGCACGGGCCUCUCCCAGGACCUGUUUCCCUACUGCAGUGAGGAGAAGCCACCUAUUGUCAAGAGGAUAGGCAGACAGGAGUUCCUGCUGGCUGGCCCCGGAGGCCUGGGCAUGUUUGCAACGGUGGCUGGGAUCUCUCAGCGGGCCCCAGUGCACUGGUCGGAGAAUGUGGUAGGGGCAGCCAUCUGCUUCCCAUAUGUCAUUGCGCUCGAUGCUGAGUUCAUCACAGUCCAUAGCAUGUUGGAUCAACAGCAAAAACAGACCCUGCCCUUUAAGGAGGGCCAUAUCUUGCAGGACUUUGAAGGAAGAGUGAUUGUUGCCACAAGUAAAGGAGUUUAUAUCUUGGUCCCAUUGCCUCUGGAAAAACAAAUACAGGAUCUGCUAGCAAGCCACAGAGUGGAGGAGGCUUUGGUUUUAGCGAAAGGAGCCCGGAGGAACAUUCCAAAAGAAAAAUUUCAGGUAAUGUACAGAAGGAUUCUACAGCAGGCGGGCUUUAUACAGUUUGCACAGCUUCAGUUCCUGGAAGCUAAAGAGCUCUUCAGAAGCGGCCAGCUUGAUGUCCGGGAGCUGAUCUCUCUCUACCCCUUCCUGUUGCCCACCUCCUCUUCAUUCACCCGGUCUCACCCUCCUCUUCAUGAGUACGCAGACCUGAACCAGCUCACCCAAGGCGACCAGGAGAAGAUGGCCAAGUGCAAGCGUUUUCUCAUGAGCUACCUGAAUGAGGUCCGCAGCACAGAGGUGGCCAAUGGCUAUAAAGAAGACAUCGACACAGCCUUGCUCAAACUCUAUGCAGAGGCAGACCACGACAGCCUGCUGGACCUCCUGGUCACUGAAAACUUCUGCCUCCUCACCGACAGUGCUGCCUGGCUGGAAAAGCACAAAAAGUACUUUGCACUUGGACUACUCUAUCAUUACAAUAACCAAGAUGCUGCUGCAGUUCAGUUGUGGGUGAACAUCGUGGAUGGGGAUGUCCAGGACUCCACACGCUCAGAUCUGUAUGAAUAUAUUGUAGAUUUUUUAACCUUCUGCUUAGACCGAGAGCUGGUAUGGACCUACGCAGACUGGGUCUUGCAGAAAAGUGAGGAGAUUGGAGUUCAAGUCUUCACCAAGAGACCUUUAGAUGACCAGCAGAAGAACAGUUUUAAUCCAGAUGAUAUUAUCAGUUGCCUUAAAAAAUACCCUAAAGCUCUGGUUAAAUAUCUGGAACACCUCGUUAUCGACAGGAAUCUACAGAAAGAAGAGUACCACACUCACCUGGCUGUCCUCUACCUGGAAGAGGUGCUUCGGCAAAAGAUGUCUGGCAGCGACAAGGGCGGCGAAGCCACUGAGACACAGAGGAAGCUACGGCACCUGCUGCAGAAAUCUGACUUGUACCGAGUCCACUUUCUCAUAGAGAAGAUCCAGGGUGCUGGGCUGCCCAUGGAGCGCGCCAUCCUCCACGGGAAGCUGCGCGAGCACGAGAAGGCCCUGCAUAUCCUGGUUCACGAGCUGGGGGACUUCUCCGCAGCCGAAGACUACUGCCUGUGGGGCUCCGAGGGCCAGGACGCACCCAGCCGCCAGCGCCUCUUCCACAUGCUGCUCGCCAUGUACCUCCACGCCGGCCCCUCUGCCCAUGAGCUGGCCAUGCCAGCCGUGGACCUGCUCAACCGGCAUGCCAGGGAAUUUGACGCUACCCAAGUGCUGCAGCUGCUGCCAGGCACCUGGUCAGUGCAGCUGCUCUGCCCAUUCCUGAUGGGGGCCGUGAGAGACAGUGUCCAUACCCGGAGGACCACACAGGUAGCCCUUGGCCUGGCAAGGUCGGAAAACUUGAUCUACACAUAUGACAAGAUGAAGUUGAAGGGAAGUGCAAUCAAGCUCUCAGACAAAAAGCUCUGCCAGCUCUGCCAGAACCCCUUUGGUGAACCUGUGUUUGUCAGAUACCCAAAUGGAGGGCUUGUGCACACCCACUGUGCUGCCAGCAGACACGCCACCCCCAGCUCCCCCAGCCCCGGCACCCGGACUUGAAAAGCUUGGCCUCAGGGUGCAAGGGGACUCUGAAUUCUUUCCCCAGCCUGCUGGAUGCAAGUUGUAGAGAGCUGCAUGCUUGGCAGCAUGAGGAUGGAGAGAGGCAUCUGUGUACUAGGAGACGCUAUCCCCGACCCCUGAGAAGCAAGGACACCUCCCUGCUGACCACCCUGGGUAUGAAUGUAAAUGGAAAAUCCCUGCAAAUUUCCAAAACACACAGAUAGGGAGUCACCUGUCCAGGUAACAGUCAUGGGAAGCACAGGUGUUGGUAAGAAGGGAAUCUGUGCAGUGCAGACACACUUCCAGUCAUGCCUGUGCCCUGGACAGGUGUUGUUCUGUGUGUCUGGAGAAGAAGCCCUAUCAGGCUCAGGCAAGCGUCCAGAUGCAGAAACUGGAAGUGGGCACCUUGCCUUCCUGAAGAGCAGCAUUCUCCGUCCACAUGGGCUCCACACUUGCCCCUGGAGGGGCUGAACUUAGGGUUAUAGUUUCUGUUCCUUUGUCCCACCUAGCUUUCAACCUCUGAAGCUGCCGCCUGUUUACCUAAACACUGACUCUGGGGUAAAUUCCUGUGCUUCCUGCUGCCUGGCAAAUGGAGAUCUAUUUAAAAGCCA
Messenger RNA from Dipodomys ordii (Ord's kangaroo rat), 3247 nucleotides. It is a transcript of the gene Tgfbrap1, whose product is annotated as transforming growth factor, beta receptor associated protein 1. The transcript is spliced from 12 exons. Gene Ontology annotation, cellular component: membrane; cytoplasm. The record is from RefSeq and is a predicted model, not a curated record. NCBI's taxonomy places the organism in Eukaryota, Metazoa, Chordata, Mammalia, Rodentia, Heteromyidae. The coding region runs from base 54 to 2636 and encodes 860 amino acids. Gene Ontology annotation, biological process: vesicle-mediated transport; endosomal vesicle fusion; autophagy.